Molecule: messenger RNA, 717 nt
Organism: Closterium sp. NIES-65
Lineage: Eukaryota; Viridiplantae; Streptophyta; Zygnematophyceae; Desmidiales; Closteriaceae
Source: the annotation of a GenBank genome assembly
AUGUGGAUUUUCAGGGUGAAGCGGCCGUUAGGUUCUCCGCCUGUCUUCAAGGCUCGUUACGUUGCUCGAGGGUUCAGUGAGCGAGAGGGAGUAGACUUCUUCCAGAACUUCUCCCCCACCUCGAAUAUGACCACUCUUCGGGUGCUGCUGCACGUUGCCGCUCAACGUGACUACGAGCUUCACUCUCUUGACUUCCGCACAGCUUUCUUGCAGGGCAGCCUGCACGAGGAGAUCUGGCUGUGCCGCCCCCCUGGCUUCACUGGGUCGUUCCCUCCUGGUACCCAGUGGAGCCUCCGGCGGCCGGUCUACGGUCUCCGCCAGGCGCCAAGUGAGUGGCACGACACACUGAGGACUACACUUGCGGCUCUUGGGUUUGCGCCUUCUAUUGCUGACCCGUCGCUGUUUCUACGCACCGACACUUCGCUGCCACCGUUCUACAUCCUCGUGUACGUCAACGACUUGGUCUUUACCACUGCUGACACUGAGGCUCUCGCCCUGGUGAAGUCGGAGCUGCAGAAGAGACACACGUGCACAGACCUGGGUGAACUGCGCAGCUACCUUGGCUUGCAGAUCACCCGGGACAGAGCACGCCGCACCAUCACACUGACUCAGUCGCUCGCUCUCAGCUCCACAUUCGGACGAGUCCGUAGAGCCGAGUGGUCCUUACCCAGAGCUAGUUGUCUGCCUCAUGUACCUGAUGACUUGCACUCGUCCUGA